This is a messenger RNA of Helobdella robusta, 399 nucleotides long. RefSeq lists its product as hypothetical. The coding region runs from base 1 to 399 and encodes 132 amino acids. The record is from RefSeq and is a predicted model, not a curated record. Gene Ontology annotation, molecular function: sodium:proton antiporter activity. Gene Ontology annotation, biological process: proton transmembrane transport; regulation of pH; sodium ion transport. Gene Ontology annotation, cellular component: membrane; Golgi apparatus. NCBI's taxonomy places the organism in Eukaryota, Metazoa, Annelida, Clitellata, Rhynchobdellida, Glossiphoniidae. The transcript is spliced from 5 exons.
AUGGGGGCAGCGGAAACAGAGAAGCACUACAGUCUCACCAUUUUUUUCAUUCUUCUCGUUGUUGCAAUAGGAGUUUUUGUGGUCCAUUUAUUACUGCAAACCAAAUUUCAUUACUUGCCCGAGAGUGUUGCCAUUGUCCUUAUUGGAACCCUGCUUGGUAUGUUGAUGAAGAUUCUUGAGAAAUAUAAUGUGGCAGAUUGGAAGACAGAAGAAAGUUUCCCACCAACUAUGUUCUUUUUGGUUCUCCUUCCACCCAUCAUCUUCGAAUCUGGCUACAACUUGCAUAAGGGAAACUUCUUCCAGAACAUCGGCACAAUCUUGGUGUUCGCCAUAUUUGGGACGGUUCUCUCCGCUGUUGCCGUCGGGGCUGGCGUCUUUCUUCUUGGAAAGGCUGGUUGA